AAGCAAACUUCCAUCAAGCCAAUGAAAACAGACGAGACACGAGAACUAAGGUCCUCAAAAGAGUCCUCUCCAGCGCUUCGGCAGCACCCAAUGGCGCUGAAUCCCCUGGAAGGUCUCAUGUCGGUGGCGGCAAACCACCAGCUGGUCUCCAGCUCCACAGCUGAGCCACAGAGGCAGCAGCAGCGUGGGCCUGGAGGCCCAGCAUCCCUGGGACACAGGCAGAGCACACGCAGCAGCCGGGAGCCCAGGAAGUGGGUGCCGUCUGUGUGUGGCUCCAGAUCUGGGUCUGGUUGUCAGUCUGCGGUCCAGUGCAGUAGGGGUCAGCACUCCCCAGAAAAUGCAGCGCGAGAGAGGAGCCGCGUACGCAACCUACGACAGGCCUUCCACAGCCUGCAGGCGGCUCUGCCCUCAGUCCCACCGGACACCAAGCUGUCCAAGCUGGAUGUUCUGGUUUUGGCGACGAACUACAUCGCUCACCUGACAGAGACACUGGACCAGGGAGCCACGCUGGCCGAGCACGCCCUGCCCUCCAGGCCAGGCGGAUACCUGCAUCCUGUGAAGAAGUGGCCCAUGCGUUCCCUGCUCUACUGCGGCAGCAUGGGAGAGCUGCUGUCGGGGGUCCAAGCCAGUCAGAUGCCUCCACCUGGACGGGACGUGAGCCACCCACUGAAUCCCACCUUGGAAGCAGACAAGGAGUGAUAGCGGAGCAUGGGGACUCUCCCUCCGGAACGAGAAGAAGCCUCUUUCCAAGUUACAUGGUGGCUGAUAUUUAACUUUAGCAAAGCUGAAAAAAUAUAGCCUGCUAAAGGCAAAGAUUUAAAUAUUUUGGAUAGAGAUCAAAAUGUAAAAGUUGUAGUUUUUGGAUUCUAAUAAUGGACAGCGGCCAUUAUUUUAAAUCUCUGGUUUUGAAUACGUGAUGAAAGUCAAGUUGCCUGGAUUGCUUUUUUUAAUGAGCUAAAAACAGCUUUUUUGUUUACUGUAACAAGUGUGUGGUGUGUAUCCGUGAAGGCCUUGCAAGUCAUAUUAUUUUCCAUCAGAGAACACGUAACACACACACAGGGACACAUGUGUAUCCACGAAGGCCUCGAAAGUCAUAUUAUUUUCCAUCAGAGAACACGUAACACACACAGGGACACAUGUUAAUGCACACAGCACAGAGAGGUUGAGAUUCCCUCCAGUUAAACAUAUUCUAUCACUAUCUGAGCUUCAGACAGGAACAGAUUUAAUGCGAGGAAAUUAAAAAGCUGCUUCACUUCACUAACAACGCCACAAAUCACCGUGCAGAGGAGCAGUGUGUAGCCGAUCGUCUUGAUUUACAGGUUGUUAUGUGUUUAGCUUUUUCAUAUUGUAAUUUUGUGUAAGGAAGUUAAAGGAAAUGUAAAAAUUGUAUUUUGUUGAGAUUCUAGGCCCUUUAAUGUUGAUGAUUGAAGCCUGUGUGUGCGUGUGCAUGUGCGUGUAUGUGGGAGUAAAAAGGAUGGACAGACAGAUGGGCAGUGAGGGAGGGAUUGUUGUGGGAACACAGCUGCUGUCUGAUCACUUCAUAUCUCUCCAGUAGUGACCACUUAGUUCUCAUUACA
Molecule: messenger RNA, 1577 nt
Organism: Pseudoliparis swirei
Lineage: Eukaryota; Metazoa; Chordata; Actinopteri; Perciformes; Liparidae
Product: transcription factor 23-like
Exons: 4
Coding region: 22-699 (225 amino acids)
Biological process (GO): developmental process; regulation of transcription by RNA polymerase II
Molecular function (GO): RNA polymerase II transcription regulatory region sequence-specific DNA binding; DNA-binding transcription factor activity, RNA polymerase II-specific; protein dimerization activity
Source: RefSeq, a predicted model, not a curated record